AGCGCCGUUAGCGCCCACGAAGAAGCUGCGCCUCAGGUCACUGGAGGAGGGCUGCACCGACAGCAAUGGCAGCCACGGCGUUGGCCGCGCGGACGAGGUUCGGCGUGUGGAGCGUCUGGGCCGUGCAAGGCCGGGGCUUCGGCUCGGAACCGCAGGAUCCUGUCCGCUCCAGUGCGGGAGCGGUUCGGGACGCCGGUGGAGCCUUCGGAAAAAAAGAGCAGGCCGAGGAGGAGCGAUACUUCCGAGCUCGUGCUAAAGAACAGCUGGCAGCCUUGAAGAAACACCAUGAAAAUGAGAUCUCUCAUCAUGUGAAGGAGAUUGAGCGUCUGCAGAAAGAUAUUGAGCGACACAAGCAGUCAAUCAAGAAACUGAAAAAUGAUGAUGAUUAAGUGCACACAGUUCCCCAUAGCAUGGCUACUAUGCCCACUUCUAUGUAGACAUAAUUCUGGUUUAAUUAAUAUCUAUCUGUGUGCUUCCAACAAAUUAUAAUAAAUUGUUAUCAGUGAA
Messenger RNA from Hippopotamus amphibius kiboko, 507 nucleotides. RefSeq names its product ATP synthase inhibitory factor subunit 1 (gene ATP5IF1). Lineage: Eukaryota; Metazoa; Chordata; Mammalia; Artiodactyla; Hippopotamidae. Gene Ontology annotation, cellular component: mitochondrion. The coding region runs from base 66 to 389 and encodes 107 amino acids. Gene Ontology annotation, molecular function: ATPase inhibitor activity. The record is from RefSeq and is a predicted model, not a curated record. The transcript is spliced from 3 exons. Gene Ontology annotation, biological process: negative regulation of ATP-dependent activity.